AUGACAGUAAGGCACGCAUGGCCGAUAGUGAUUGUGAGGACGUUUUUGCUAGGUGCUAUUUUUGUAAUAGGAUGCCUCUCGAUAAUGAUGAACCAGAUUGUUGGGAUGUUCGUGUUUGCUAAUGAUGGUGUACAGAAACAAGCUGUGAUCAAUGCUACCAAGAAACAAUUCAUUGCAGUAUUCGGGACGGUGACUCGAUGGGCUAACCCAUGUAAGAUCUCCAUAACAUACGAUCCAUCAACCUUGCCGGAGGGCGACUCAUUCAAAGUGGAUUCUCUGGGAAACUUAUCGAGCAUACUCACACCCAACUCGGUGGUGAUUUCGAAUCAUCAGAUCUAUACCGAUUGGUUGUACUUGUGGUUUAUCUUAUACACGGCGAGGUUGGGUGACUCGGUCUAUAUCAUGUUGAAAGACUUAUCCAAGAUUCCCGUAUUAGGGUUUGGGAUGAAGAACUACAAUUUCCUCUUCUUAUCGAGAAAAUGGGAAAAAGAUAAGAUAGUGUUGACAAACCAAUUGUUGACCAUUGAUGCGAAUGCCAGGGGAUUGGGCCCGGCUAAUGGAGUCACUCAUGUCACUUCGACUAAUGUUGGAUCUUCGGAACUUCAUCACUGGCCAGAGGGUCAUAAAUCGGGCCAAAUAUGGCCUUAUCUGGUUAUCUUGUACCCGGAAGGUACGGUAACCUCCGCCCGUACGAGGGCAAAAUCCGAUAAAUUUUGUCAAGAAAGAAACAUGCCAGUAUUGAGACACACUUUACUUCCAAGGGUGAGAGGGUUAUUCUUAACUUUGAGAAAAUUAAGAAAUACUGUCGAGAUUGUUUAUGAUUUCACUUGUGGUUAUUCUGGUUUAAAACCGGGUGAAUAUGGUGAAGAUAUCUAUACUUUGAAAAGUCAUUACCUUAAAGGCUAUGGACCUGAGAAGAUCAGUUAUCAUCUUAGAGGAUGGAAAUUAUCUGAGAUUCCUUUAGGUGAAGAAACAGAAGAUAUUGAUGAUGUCUCUCCUGAAGACUUAGUGAAAUUCGAAGAGUGGCUUUUUAAAGUAUGGUACGAAAAAGAUAGAAUGUUAGAUCAAUUUUAUAAGCACGGAUCCUUUGUAGAUCCAAAAAGUGAUGUUAUUUAUACCCCAGGAAAGGUUGCCGAGAAUACUGUUGUGGCCGACUUUAGAAUCAACGGUAUUUCUGAUAUAAUCGGAUCUUUUGCAUCUAUAACGAUUAUUUUAUUACUACUUAGAAUUAUAUGGAUAUUAAUUCUGAAACUACUUUAA
Messenger RNA from Debaryomyces fabryi, 1260 nucleotides. Its product is annotated as putative acyltransferase. The transcript has a single exon. Lineage: Eukaryota; Fungi; Ascomycota; Pichiomycetes; Serinales; Debaryomycetaceae. Gene Ontology annotation, cellular component: endomembrane system. The record is from RefSeq and is a predicted model, not a curated record. Gene Ontology annotation, molecular function: acyltransferase activity. Bases 1 to 1260 code for a protein of 419 amino acids.